Myodes glareolus (Bank vole) is the source of this 1272-nucleotide messenger RNA. The record is from RefSeq and is a predicted model, not a curated record. Lineage: Eukaryota; Metazoa; Chordata; Mammalia; Rodentia; Cricetidae.
AUGAUGCUGGAGCUGAGAGUCUUAGAUCUUCACUCAGAGGCAACAGAAAAUCGAGUAACAGUCAUGCUAGAAAUACUCAGAGAACCCAGAAGAGGAGAAGUUAGGAAGAGGAAGGAAGAUAUAGUGGAUGAAGGAUACUAGAACAAAGCCCUCUAUAAACAACUUAAAAGAUUGUAACAAGAAAGAGAAAAAGAACCAAAUCGCCUAGAAUCAUUGAAGAAACUGAAAACUUCCUUACAAGAAGAUGUUCAAAAGUAUAAAGCAUACAUGAAGAGUUUGGAAUCACAUUCGUCUGUCCUAGACCAGCAACUGAGUGGUCUUGAUGAAAAAAUUGGGAGACUACAAUUAGAAUGUGAAGCAAUGAGACAGGAGAAUGCUCAGCUACAGAAUAUAGUUGAUAACCAAAAGUACUCAGUUGCAGACAUCGAGAGAAUCAAUCAUGAAAAAAAUGGGUUACAACAGACCAUUAAUAAAUUAGCCAAAGUCCUAGAGAUUGAACAGAAACAAAUGUGGAAUGAGGAAUUAAAAUAUGCCAGAGGUAAAGAGGCAAUUGAAACACAAUUAGCAGACUACCACAGAUUGACUAGAAAAUUAAAACUUAUUCCUAAAGGUGCUGAGAACUCCAAAGGUUAUAACUUUGAAAUCAAACUUAAUCCUGAAGCUGCUGCCAAAAGCCUUGUCCAAUACAGGACUCAAGUAUAUAGUCUGAAAAGACGUGUACCUCUCAAAGAGUUCUUGGUUGAAAGUGAGGAAGAAAUUAUCAAAGUUUUAGAUAAAAAGAUUGCUCUGGAGGUCACUUUAGAGCAACUGAAUACCAUGAAGACAGAGAGCAGGAGAAAUGUGAGGAUGCUAAAGGAAGAGGUGCAAAAGCUGGAUGAUCUUUACCAGCAAAGUGUUAAGGAGGCUGAGGAACAAGAUGAGAAGUGUGCCAGGGAGCUUGAAUCCCUGAAGAAACACAGGCACCUAUUGGAGAGUGCUGUGAGCGAGGGCCUCAGCGAAGCCAUGGAUGAGCUAGAGGCUAUCCAGUGGGAAUACCAUCUGGUUCUACUAAGCACAGCUGAAGAAAGGAGAAAAGUGAGAUGUAACUUACAGCAUCUUUUAGAGAUGGUUGCUACACAUGUAGCGUCUUUGGAAAAUCACCUUGAAGAACGGAUUGUAAAAGCAGAUGGAGACUAUGAAGGAUGCAUGUCUGAAGACCUCUUGGAAAAUAUCAAAGAGAUUGCCGAGAAGUACAAGAGUAGUGCUGUUCUAUUUAAGACUCUAAGUGAAUGA